ACAAGCUAUAGUAUAGACAUGACGUGCUGGUACGAUUAUGGUACGGCACGUACGAGUAGCAACCAUAAUCUGAUUAUUGCCGUAUUACAAGUAUUGUCAUGCAACAGAUUGAGCUCAAAAUCUACCACCUCCGCUUUACCAUUCCGCAACUUGCUCCGUGCAUCCUACCUACCCUUCCAAGUACAAAUCCGACUAGUUCACAUGCGUUACAUUCUCGUGAUGACAGUGUCCGGUGCACUUGCGAUCAGCAGCACUGUUUCGGCAAUCGCUAUGGGGUUUCAAGCAUAUCAACAGGCCCAAGACAGUCUCCACGAUAGCGCUGAGAAGAUAGGCAAACCUGGCGGUCUUUUAAGAGGUCUUACGGCGGCUUACAAGCUCGACACGGCCGACGGCGAAGAGAGAGUGUUUGGUUUGGAGAAAAUGAAGGAGGCAUUGGCUAACAGAGAUAAGGUCCAGCUGGCGAAGAAGUUGGUAGCUGACCGUGCACCUAUGAAUCGCAUUCUCGGCGAAAAUAUUGAACCGAAGCAACUGUACAAAGCGUUGGGUUUUAGAAAAAUGUUGGGAAUCAAGUACGAACAAUUCAAGGCGCUGAAAGACGCAGAUCGAACCAGAGUCAGCCAAAUAAUUAAUGCAAACGAACAACUGAUGUCGAAGGCCACAAUGCUGAGACAGUACGAACACGUGUGGACCCAGAACUUGCGUGGAGCCACAAGUUAGCGUUUGAUCAAAAGCACAUUAGCUUUUAUACGUAGUAGAUGACUAACGAAAACCUCCUAACGCGACUUUUUUUCUUUACAACGGGCAAAAAGUAAAAAGGUAUGGGUGUUUUAUACUAUGCACGCAACAUUUUGAU
Messenger RNA from Phytophthora nicotianae INRA-310, 853 nucleotides. RefSeq lists its product as hypothetical. Lineage: Eukaryota; Oomycota; Peronosporomycetes; Peronosporales; Peronosporaceae. The record is from RefSeq and is a predicted model, not a curated record. The coding region runs from base 19 to 717 and encodes 232 amino acids. The transcript has a single exon.